Messenger RNA from Schizosaccharomyces octosporus yFS286, 1979 nucleotides. RefSeq names its product nucleoside 2-deoxyribosyltransferase. Gene Ontology annotation, molecular function: 5-hydroxymethyl-dUMP N-hydrolase activity. Bases 915 to 1550 code for a protein of 211 amino acids. Lineage: Eukaryota; Fungi; Ascomycota; Schizosaccharomycetes; Schizosaccharomycetales; Schizosaccharomycetaceae. The record is from RefSeq and is a predicted model, not a curated record. The transcript has a single exon. Gene Ontology annotation, biological process: deoxyribonucleoside monophosphate catabolic process. Gene Ontology annotation, cellular component: nucleus.
GAUGUGACUUGGAAUGGAAUUCGCCGUGUGGGUGGGUCGGUUUGGGUCGGCGGUGUUGGGUGGUAAACAAUAGGUAAUAGUAGUAGGAGAUGGCUAGCUGGCUAAUGAAAAGGAAGUGAACUAGUCGGCGAGGAGGAAUGAGGAACAAAAGGUGUGAUAUUAUUGAGCUUUAAGAUUCUAUAGUAAAUGAUCUAAUUAUUUGACAAAAAAAAAACAAGAUUGGUAGUUUCGAAAAAGCCAGAAAAUUCAUGUUAUACUUGUUUUGGCCCUGUCCCUUAGCAAGUAGCAAGGUGGACACUCAUCUCCAAGAGUAAAUAAAUUGGGCUUGGAGACUCAACGGUAAAUUUUUAUUUCAAUAUCAAAAGAAAGAGUUGGGCGAUCAUAGUUAACCCUUUUCUUUCCUGAUUUUUCGAGCUCUUAUGGAUAUAGUCCGUCAGGUUGGUUUGUUUGUAAACAAACCCCAAAAAGAGUCGAAACCUCGUAAAUAAACAUACCAAGUGAGAAGAAUGGAAUUGGCGAACAGUUUUCUGAGAAAGAAAAUAAAAAAUCUGAAUAAAAAAAUUCAAUUCUUACUGGUUAUAGUCUGUCUCUGUCUCUGUUUGUUUCUGUAUGUGUUUUCUAGCUUUGGCCUUGGAUAACUAGUAUUAUCUUAUCAUACUAAGAAACAAAGAGAAGUGAGAAAGUGAGAAAGAAAGAGAGAGAAAGAGAGAGAGAGAGAGAGAGAAAAGAGGCUCCACCGAAAUGAGCGAGAUACAUCAUGGUGAAGGAUUGAUAGGCUUUGCAUGGAUCCUGCAAGACCCAAACUGGAUUGUUGAACAACACAGGAGGAAUUCGUAGAAACUCAUCAUCAAAGGAAUAAUUUUUUUGGAAACGAAGACCGAAAACGAAGCAAAAAAAGGUUUCAAGACUUUAGUAUGUGCGAGAAAAGGGACAUGGCUGUGCCUGUUGUGGCACAACCAAAAGUCUACUUGGCAGGAGACUUGGUGUUUCGACCCAAUGCGUAUGCUCUGUUUGAAGAAUUGAAAGCUAUUUGUCGUCAAGUCGGUGUUGUUGGAAUGGCACCCUUUGAUGGCCAAGAAGAAGUGGAAGAUAUGGAGCCAGGGAUUGCUACGAGUUUGGCGAUUGCUACCUUGGAUAGAAAGCUGAUGGACUUUUGUGAUGCCGGUAUCUUUUGCUUAGACCCUUUCCGAAGAGGACCCGACAUGGAUCCAGGGACUGCUGUCGAGUUGGGGUACAUGAGCGCGCAAGGAAAACCGCUUGCUGGCUUCACCGUGGAUGGGAGAACUUAUCCUCAGAAGGUACAGGCUUAUCGAAAAGAUGCCUGGGGCGACGAGCUGUUCCCCCGAGUUUCCAAAGGAGGAUCUGGCUCUCUAGAAGAUGCUGAUGGGCUCAUUGUGCAUUCCGAAGGCAUGGUGCAAAAUAUCAUGGUUGAGGGAUUUAUUCGAAUGUCCGGAGGUAUCGUUGGCAUUCAUGACUCUAUUCACGAGGCCUUUCGAAUUGCCAUCACUGCCUUGGCCCAAAACCUCACCCAACGAAUCAAGCAAGCAUGAGCUAUGACUCUUUCCUGGAAUAGCUUUCGAGCGGUAUACGUAGAAUCCGUUCAUUGCAGAGUCAUCUUUCUUUCAAUGUUUCAGUAUUACAUGUUCAUGCUUUUUAGUUUUUCUUUUUGCACUCUUCUUUUCAAAAGGCUUUUUCAUGGCACAAAUAUGACAGAUCCAGCAAACCACUCUAUGAUUGCUCCUUUCCAGUAGAAACAAUUUACAAACUUUUCAUACCUAUUACUCCCCCAAACUUCAUGAAUAACAAUGUCUUAUUACUUAGUCCUAAUGAAAAAUCAUAAACUGACCAUUCCAAGGUUUCUUUCUCUACUUUACUUGAAUAAAUGUUAUUUUUUUUUUCUUUUUUUUUUUCCUUUGAAAAAGUAAUUCAUUUUGCACUUUGUAUGCCCUGAUUCUCUCUCCGUAUACCCUCCUUAAAGA